Molecule: messenger RNA, 852 nt
Organism: Fonsecaea pedrosoi CBS 271.37
Lineage: Eukaryota; Fungi; Ascomycota; Eurotiomycetes; Chaetothyriales; Herpotrichiellaceae
Exons: 1
Coding region: 1-852 (283 amino acids)
Source: RefSeq, a predicted model, not a curated record
AUGCCCCUCGAAAGGGACAACAGCAGCCACCAAUCUCAUCGCUCACUUCGGAGGAUUUGCACCAGCGGCAGAUCUGGAUUAGAGCUUGAGAUUCGACCAACUCCAUACGCAACCCGCCUGCAGUCGACCCAGCAUCGUCUCUGGCAUAUUCCCACGAAGCCUCUCUUCCAGAGACAGACGAGUGUAUCCUGCAAGCAGCUCAUGGCACAACAAAUGCGAAUCGCCCAGUUUGCCGUCUCAUCGAGCCUUGAAUGUCUUUGGCUCGAGUACGCCCCAAAAACCGUUAUCAAAGCCCUGGCACAGCCUGGAUCGGAUGAAAACGCCGUCGCUGCUGGGGGAUCGCCCAGUAGAACCCCGCCAAUCUGUCCAACAACUCUUCAGUGGAGCUCAUUGAAUUGUAAGCGUCAAUAUAUGUAUGUGCCCUGUGGGGGAGACACACUGAUCAACGCAUUGCAUUCCCGGGAGAAGAUCCUGUGCUAUAUGCCUGGUAUUGGCAACGAAGACCUCAGGAACUUGCUGAAGAUGCCGACACACAGGCUGUCACUCACUGAUUGUGCAGGUUUCAUGGCAUCUCAGUUUAUAUCGGAAAGUGCCAGUACCCGCCAACAACUUUUCCGACCCAUCUCGGGCUUCAUCAGGGUCAUUGGCGGGCCUCUAGCAGAGGAUAAACAUACUUCGUGGAACAAAUUGCCGGUCUCUGCACUCCUCUAUGCCUACCCUCCCCCCCGCAAACAUGUUUGGACUCGCAAGUGUUCCUCCGCCUCCAAGAUUCCUGAAUCAAUGGGUCUCGAAGUAUUCUAUCGAGGCGAGCCGAACUUUAUUGCCCAAUCGACUACCCAGAAGAAGUGCUAG